GGCGGGUUCUGUGAGCAAUCCGGUGUACAUUCUCGCCUUCAAAACAAGGGAAGAACAGGGGCACAAAGAACAUACUAAGUGCAGUGUAGACAUCAAUGAUGCUAAGAAGCUUGCGCUGUCAGUGGAGAAGGCUAUCGAGAAGCGGAAGAUGCCAGUGAUAUUCAAUCAGUGCGAGAAUGUGAACGAAGGUCUUCCUUAUUUGAUUGUUACAUGUACGCAGGAACAGUUGUCGAUAGCUAUGGGACAGUACGUUGAAACUCUCAAAAUGAAGGACAUCUUUCUGUCAUAUGCAACAACUGCGGACGCAAAGGAACUGCGAGACAUGCCUCAUACUGUUCCUACACCAAAGCUAACACCACAACUGGCCGAUCAUCUGAUGAGAAAACGUAUAGACAUGGUGGAG
Molecule: messenger RNA, 403 nt
Organism: Sphaeroforma arctica JP610
Lineage: Eukaryota; Ichthyosporea; Ichthyophonida
Exons: 2
Source: RefSeq, a predicted model, not a curated record